UUCCGUUGAGGUGACGUGUCUGUCUGUGUUUCAUUGGGUGGAAGCUGGUGUCGGUCUCUUUCUCAGGUUUUGAGUGAGUUGAGGUGAAUUCAACAGCCCAGGGAUCAACAUGAUGCGAGUUAUAACAGCUAUUUUGGCUCUUUGUCUGAGCUUUUGUGCAGCUGAGACUUGCACAGACCCAGUCAUUUCUCCGUCUUCAUACACGACCACAGACGCGCUCAUCUCCUCCGAGACCGUGUUCAUCGUUGAACUAAGUCUGGCCUGUGCAAACGGAGCUCAGAGUGUUGCCCUCUAUGCGGAUGUCAAUGGCAAACAGUUUCCUGUGACCAGAGGCCAAGAUGUUGGCAAAUACCAGGUUUCAUGGAGUGUUCCUCAUAAGCAGGCCAGCUCUGGCACAUAUCAGGUCAAAUUCUUUGACGAGGAGUCUUACAGCACUCUAAGAAAGGCUCAGAGAAACAAUGAAGAUGUUGAUUCUAUCAAGCCUUUGUUCUCUGUCAAUGUGGAUCACAGGGGUGCAUGGAGUGGUCCCUGGGUGUCCACGGAGGUCUUGGCUGCUCUGAUUGGCAUUGUGGUCUACUACCUGGCCUACAGCACCAAAAGUGCUAUCCAAGCUUGAGAUGAGAAGAAAAGUCCAUUUUCCACCAUACUGGUCACACUGAUCUUCAGGCAUUCCUCAUUCUGCCAUUUUAAUAUGCAGAGUUUAGUGCCAUGGACACCUUGGCUGAAACAAGAGAUUGGUUUGUUGUAGAGCUUGAGUGAAAGUAUCGGUAUGAACAAUAAUUAUAUCAGCCAAAGUGGUGUUUUUUUUUUUUUUCCUAACAGACACUGUCAAGAAUAAGACUUAAUAUUUUUCAUCUAUGCUAUCAAUAUUAAACCUCAAAGGUCAAAAACUGAGGUGAUUUAUCUGUGACGCAUCAUCAUAGUCCAGUUCUGUAUUUUGAAAUGUCUCAAAUAUCAAUGAAAUUCAUUGAAUAUGGGAAUAAACAACUUUUCUGAAAGUU
This is a messenger RNA of Megalobrama amblycephala (Wuchang bream), 1001 nucleotides long. RefSeq names its product signal sequence receptor, delta (gene ssr4). The record is from RefSeq and is a predicted model, not a curated record. The coding region runs from base 110 to 616 and encodes 168 amino acids. The transcript is spliced from 6 exons. NCBI's taxonomy places the organism in Eukaryota, Metazoa, Chordata, Actinopteri, Cypriniformes, Xenocyprididae. Gene Ontology annotation, cellular component: endoplasmic reticulum; endomembrane system; membrane.